UGCACAUAGCCUCACUGAUAUUCGAUACAAAAAUAUUUAAAAAAUAUUACCCAAAUAAUCCUUCGGUUCAAAUGACUAUAUCUUGCCAGUAUUUUUUCUGCAGAGGAAUGUAGUUAACUUCAGGUAACAAGUUUCCUAAAACAUCCCUGAAAUCUUCUCCAACCUGUUUUCCCAGAAUGCCCUGCAGAAAGUCAUGUGUUGAGUGUGUGAGGAGAGAGAAAGCAGGGAGAGGGAGUGUCUGAGUGUGUCUAGAGUUUGCAAAGCAGGAGGAACAGUUCAUUGAUAUGACGUGAACUUGAAUUGCUCUCAGAGGGAAACUUCUCCUGUUUCUCUGACCACUGAAUGGGUCUGAAUAUGGAUGUGCAGCAUGAGAAUAAGAAUUUUUGGAAGAAAAGAAGUGAGCUUGUAUAAAGUUCAGCAGUUUGUAGCGACUGCAUGGAUGUAGAGAGACAUGCUGACUUUUGUGGAGUUUCCAGCCGAUGUGGAGCUGCUGUCCACCGGACAGCUGAGGAUGCCGUUCUCAGACGCAGUCAAGUACUGCAUUCUGGGAAUUUCCAUCCUUCUCCUUCUGGUGGCGCUGGCAAUCUUAAUCUGGCAGAUCUUCAGAUGCUUCUCUGAGACGCAUACAUCAUACCCGCAGCAGGACACAGUGAACACUGAUCUGCUGUAUUCAGAGGAAAAACCAUCCGGAGCUGAAAACUACGCUUCUCCUCCAAGUACUAAAGUGGUGGAUGUGCGCGCUGAAGCUCGCCGACUGACUCGCUGUUUGUCCCGAGCUUCGUUUCCAUCAGAACAAAACUACGCAGAGAGCGACAUGAGGGAGCACCAAACCAUUAACAGGGUUCACGGCUCGCUGCGUUUCUCCGUCUACUAUGACCAGCUGCAGGCGUUUCUGGUGGUGACCGUGUUGCAGGUGGAGGGGCUGGUGGGCAGCAGUCAGACGUCAGGCCUGCAGCCAUUUGUGAAGAUUCGCCUCAUGUGGGCCGGGUCAGAGGGAACUGAGCUGGAAAGCCAGGAGGGUCAAGUGACGCCAUCUGUGCUGUGGACGGUGCUGCAGGAGUGGCGCACCCGCGUCGUAAAAGGCAGCUGUAACCCUUUAUAUGGAGACCAGUUUAGCUGCAGUCUGCAAGACAACAAGGACAUGAUUAACCGCAUCACUCUGAGGAUGGAGGUGAGGAACUUUGAUAAGUUCUCCAGACACACGGUGCUGGGAGAGAUCAGGGUUCCUCUGGGGAAGAUGAACAUCUCCUUCCCUCUGGAGCUUCAAGAAGAUCUGCAGAUUCCACAGAAGGAUCUGGUUGGAGAAGUACUGCUGACGUUAAAGUAUCUUCCCACCUCUCAGAGGCUGGAGGUCGGCCUGUUGAAGGUCAGAACAGCCAUCGCUGAGCCGUCGUCUGAUGCAGUCAUGCAUGCCAGGAUCAGCAUUCAGUGCAACCAGAGCAAGUUGAGGUACCAGAAGACCUCUGCUGUCCACCGCUGCCCAGUGACCGUCUUCAAUGAGGUCCUCAUGUUCUCCCUGCCAGACGUCCCACUGGAAGAGUGUAAAAUCUUAGUCUCAGUGUAUGAGACGCCGUCGACUGGGAGGUCCAACAAGUGUCUGCUGGGACACCUAAGUGUGGGGAAGGACAGGAGCUCAGAGGACGAGCACUGGACCUUGAUGGUGCGCUCAGUGCGGCAGCCUGUAGCAAAGUGGCAUGGUCUGCUGCUUUAAGCUCCAGGCCAGAAACAUCUGAAGCAGUUUCCUGUUGUUUGUUCAUGUUCACCUCAUCCUGCAGGGACCGUGAUGAAACUCCACAGGAUGGAGCUACACUCAGAUAUGUAAAUAUGAGAACAAUCAUUUUUAUUGAGCUGCCUUUCCAUCAUAAAUGUGCACAAAUCUUAAUCGAUAUUCUGCUAAUGUCGAAAAAACACAAUUUUGCAGCAACAGUGUUUCCAUUAAAUGAAGAAUUAAAGUCACAUGGGAAUAAGGCUAGUCCCAUGAUAAGCUAUGAAAAAUCAUGGCAGCAUCGGAUGUAAACACUUACAUGAGAUUAUAUUCAUAAUUCAGCCAA
Molecule: messenger RNA, 2051 nt
Organism: Poecilia latipinna (sailfin molly)
Lineage: Eukaryota; Metazoa; Chordata; Actinopteri; Cyprinodontiformes; Poeciliidae
Gene: syt19
Product: synaptotagmin XIX
Exons: 9
Coding region: 452-1711 (419 amino acids)
Biological process (GO): synaptic vesicle endocytosis; calcium ion-regulated exocytosis of neurotransmitter
Cellular component (GO): synaptic vesicle membrane; axon; dense core granule
Molecular function (GO): clathrin binding; calcium-dependent phospholipid binding; phosphatidylserine binding
Source: RefSeq, a predicted model, not a curated record